CUUUAUGAGUAAACGUUUAGAACUCAGCCAACACGCCUCGUCUGCAUUAUUUACUAAUAGACAGACAACACAUGGUGUCAGAAGUGGCCGUGAGCAGCGUCGGACGGAAUGUUUGCCACGAGGGAGCCACGAAAAACGAGCGGAAGGCAGAUGUCUCUGGUCGCGUGAGUGAAAACGUGCGAAGGACGCCACAUUUCUGAGGAGUUUGCUACGGUGUGUGAAGACUAUGAGCGGCGGUAAAGUGACACAGAGGACAAGGGACAAAUUGAACAAAUAGAAGAGGAUCUUGUGCCCGAGUUGGAGGAAAGCCAACAACACAAAGAGCUGUGGAGUCCCGGUAACUUACCCCAAAGUGCAGUCAUGGAAAAGCUAAGUCCACCUAGCCCAAUGCUACUAACUGCUAAUCUUGCUGAUAACUGGAAGCGUUUUAAGCAAAGAUUUAAUAUAUAUUUAGCAGCAAGCGGAGCAGGAGGUGAUAAUGAAAAGCUGAAAGCUCAUAUACUUUUGCAUGUUAUUGGAGAAGAUGCUUUGGACAUAUAUAAUAGCUUUCAGCUGGAUGAAGCUAAUUUGACUUUGGAACAGCUAAUGACAAAGUUUGAAGAAUACUUUGUGCCUCGUCAAAACGUGACAUUUGAGAGGUAUAAGUUUUUCACAUAUGACCAAAAGCAAGGAGUACCUUUUGAUCAGUACAUGGCAGAGCUUCAUACACUAAGCAAAACAUGUGAAUUUGACACUCUGAGAGACUCAUUAGUGAGAGAUAGGAUUGUUUGUGGUACAAUGGAUAAUGCACUGAGAGAAAGACUGCUUCGAGAAACUGGGCUUACGUUAGAUAAGUGUGUCAGUAUGUGUAGAGCAGCUGAGACCACCAGAGCUCAAGCAAAAGAGCUACGGAGAGGUGAAACAGUGCAUGCCAUACAUAAAGAACAAUGGAAAAAUAAAAUGUGUACCAAACAAAAGGAUCAAAAAGGCAAAUCUGUGGAAUUUAAAUGUGGUAAAUGUGGAGGCAGCCACAAGCCAAAAUAUUGUCCUGCAUAUGGAAAAACAUGUAACAACUGUGGAAGGAGCAAUCACUAUGCAAAGUGUUGCAAAGCAGCUUCAAGACAGAAAGUUCACACAGUUGAAGAAGAUGAUGAUAAGGAGUUUCUUGUCAAUGUGGUGCAAGCAUGCACAAUUGAAAAAGAAGAAUGGAUUGUUCCAAUCACAGUGAAUCAGACGACAAUACCAUUCAAGUUAGAUACAGGUGCUCACGUAAACCUGCUAUCUUUGGAAGAUUACAAAACACUGACUGUAAAGAGCAAAAUCCAUCCAGUAAAAACCAAAGUAAGUGGAUACACUGGAGAACGAGUUCCUGUUAAAGGCGGAUGUAUUGCAACUUUUAAACACAAGGGUCGACAAAUGAGAGCACAGCUACUGAUCGUGGAUAUGAGUGUACAACCAAUCUUGGGACUCAGUGCAUGCACAAAGCUCAAUCUUGUCAAAAGAGUGUUUGUGGUGACAUCUCAAGAAACUACAAAUGCUCAGGACACACUCAUGGAAGAGUAUAAGGACUGCUUUCAAGGACUUGGAUGUCUACCUGGACUACAUAAAAUAUGUGUAGAUAAAAAUUUGUUUCCUGUUGUGCACCCGUGCAGGAAAGUCCCAUUUGCUCUGCGGGAAAAACUGAAAGAUGAACUAGCACGAAUGGAAAAGUUGGGAGUCAUUAAAAGAAUAGAUGAGCCAACUGAAUGGGUCAGCUCGCUGGUUGUUGUGCAAAAGAAAACAGGUGCCCUAAGAAUAUGCUUGGAUCCAAGAGACUUAAAUAAAGCGAUCAGAAGAGAGCACUUCAAGUUACCAACCAGGGAAAAGAUCAUGGCACAAUUUGCUGGAGCAAAAUGGUUCAGCAAAUUAGAUGCUUCAUCAGGUUUCUGGCAGAUGAAGCUUGACGAGGAGAGUUCAAGACUGUGCACAUUUAACACCCCGGAGGGCAGGUACAGGUUUCUUCGUCUACCAUACGGCAUCUUGUCAGCGCCUGAAGUAUAUCAUAAGACCAUUCACAUGAUUUUUGAGCACAUACCUGGAGUUGAGACAAUGAUGGAUGAUAUCAUAGUGUGGGGCUCAACCCGAAAAGAACACGACGAAAGACUGAGACAAGUGCUAGACAAGACAAGGGAGGUGAACCUGAAACUUAACAAAGAAAAAUGUGAGUUUGGAGUGAAGUCACUUACCUUUGUGGGAGAUGUUGUGAGUGAAGAGGGCGUGAAGCCAGACCCGAGAAAAACUUCAGCAAUCAACAACAUGGAAAGGCCAACCAACAAAGAUGAGGUCAGACGUUUCCUAGGGAUGGUCACCUAUCUUGCCAAGUUUGUCCCACAACUGUCAACACAGUCAGCACCUCUCAGGAGUCUUCUUGAACAAAAGAAUGAAUGGAUAUGGUCCCACGAGCAAGAACAAUGUUUUCUGAAACUGAAAGAGACUCUUACACAGGAGCCUGUGUUAAAGUUUUAUGACCCCGAGAAGAGCACCAGGAUCUCGGCAGAUGCAUUGCAGUACGGCCUGGGAGCAGUGCUACUGCAGCAACAUGAAGAGCAGUGGCUACCUGUCGCCUAUGCAUCCAGAGCGCUGACAAGUGCCGAGACCAGGUAUGCUCAAAUUGAAAAAGAACUGUUAGCAAGUUUGUAUGCAUCUGAGCGUUUCCAUCAAUAUGUAUAUGGACAGAUGUUUCAAGUGGAAACUGAUCAUAAACCGUUGGUGUCCAUCAUGAACAAACCAUUGAAUGACUGUCCAGUACGAAUACAGCGCAUGCUAAUUCGACUGCAAAAAUAUGACGUGCACAUGAUGUAUACACAAGGAAAAUAUAUGUACACAGCUGACACAUUGUCUCGAGCAGUGGAUAAGAGAGAACUUGCAGACAGUGAAAAUAGCACAGAGAUACAGGCAUAUGUAGAUAUGGUAGUGACAUCUUUGCCGGUGACUGCAGACAGAACAGAACACAUACGGAGAGAGACUAUUGCAGAUGAAACUAUGAAAGAACUCAAGAGCACAGUACAGAAUGGAUGGCCUGACAACAAAAAGGAUUGCCCCUUGAAAAUACAAGACUAUUGGAAUUGUAGAGCUGAGCUCACAGUGGUGGAUGACAUUGUGCUAAAAGGGAGCAAAUUUGUUAUUCCGUACUCACUGCGCAAACAGAUGCUCGAAAAGAUACACGAAGGCCACCUCGGUGAAGUCAAGUGUAAAAGGAGGGCUAGAGAAGUAAUGUACUGGCCAAGGAUCAAUCAGGAUAUUAGCCAAACAACAACAUCAUGUGGAGUUUGCCGAACUUACAGGCCAAAACAACAAGCUGAGCCACUGAUGACUCAUCCAGUGCCCCACAGACCGUACUACAAAGUAGGAACUGAUCUAUUUGACUUUGAUGGAAGGAGCUACGUGGUAGUCACAGACUACUUUUCAAACUAUCUGGAAAUUGGAGCGUUGCAGUCAACAUCGAGCAAAGCAGUUGUCAGUUAUUUAAAGACUGUUUUCGCCAGACAUGGUGUUCCAUGCGAACUGUUUUCUGACAAUGGUCCCCAGUUUUCUAGUUGUGAGUUUGCUGCCUUUGCCAAGGAAUGGGGGUUUCAACACUCCACGUCAAGUCCAACGUAUCCAAAGUCCAACGGCUUGGCAGAAUGCUCUGUAAAAACAGUAAAAAACUUGUUAAAAAAAAUCACAGGACAAAGAUGA
Nerophis lumbriciformis (worm pipefish) is the source of this 3696-nucleotide messenger RNA. NCBI's taxonomy places the organism in Eukaryota, Metazoa, Chordata, Actinopteri, Syngnathiformes, Syngnathidae. The record is from RefSeq and is a predicted model, not a curated record.